GCCUCGCCGGAGCCGGAAGUGAGCUGAGCGGCGCCGGAAGCAGCCGGCAGACGAGGCCUCGUGGAAAGGACGGCGGCAUGGGACAGUCGGGAAGGUCCCGGCACCAGAAGCGCGCGCGCGCCCAGGCCCAUCUCCGGAACCUCGAAGCCUAUGCCGCGCAGCCGCACUCGUUUGUGUUCGCUCGGGGCCGCGUAGGUCGCAGCGUCCAGCAGCUCAGUAUGGACUUGAGGCGGGUCAUGGAGCCGCUCACCGCCACCCGCCUGCAGAUACGGAAGAAAAACUCUCUGAAAGAUUGUGUAGCAGUGGCUGGGCCCCUUGGGGUCACUCACUUCCUGAUUGUGAGCAAAACAGAGACCAACGUCUACUUUAAACUGAUGCGUCUCCCAGGAGGCCCUACCCUCACCUUCCGGAUCAACAAGUACACGUUGGUGCGUGAUGUGGUCUCCUCGCUACGCCGGCACCGCAUGCAUGAGCAGCAGUUUGCCCACCCACCCCUCCUGGUGCUUAACAGCUUUGGCCCCCAUGGCAUGCACGUGAAGCUCAUGGCCACCAUGUUCCAGAACCUGUUCCCCUCCAUCAAUGUGCAUAAGGUGAACCUGAACACCAUCAAGCGCUGCCUUCUCAUCAACUACAACCCUGACUCCCAGGAGCUGGAUUUCCGUCACUACAGCAUCAAGGUGGUCCCUGUGGGUGCCAGUCGUGGGAUGAAGAAGCUUCUCCAGGAGAAGUUCCCCAACAUGAGUCGCCUGCAGGACAUCAGUGAACUGCUGGCCACGGGUGCAGGGCUGUCGGAGAGCGAGGCGGAGCCCGACGGCGAGCACAACAUCACAGAGCUGCCACAGGCUGUGGCGGGGCGCGGCAACAUGCGGGCCCAGCAGAGCGCCGUGCGGCUCACGGAGAUUGGGCCUCGGAUGACGCUGGAGCUCAUCAAGAUCCAAGAGGGGGUCGGAGAGGGCAACGUGCUGUUCCACAGGCUCGUGCACAAAACUGAGGAGGAGCUGCAGGCCAUCCUGGCUGCCAAGGAGGAAAAGCUCCGGCUCAAGGCCCAGAGACAGGACCAGCAGGCCCAGAACGUUCGGCGCAAGCGGGAGCAGCGAGAGGCUCACAAGAAGAAGAGCCUGGCAGGCAUGAAGCGGGCGCGGGCAGAGGCCGAUGGAGAUAGUGAUGCAGAGGACCCCGGGGCCCCGCCAGAGGCAGAGGGGACCAGCCAGCAAGAGGAAGAAGAGGAUGAGGCUGAGUAUUUCCGCCAGGCUGUGGGCGAGGAGCCUGAUGAAGACAUGUUUCCAAAGGCAGCCAAGAGGAGGCGGCCUGCUGGGCCCCCAGGCAAGAAGCAGCGGCUGAAGGGACGGAAGCUGGACCGAGGCAGUGACCGGAGACCUCAAAAGGCCAAGGGCAGGGGCCCAGGGGCCCAGGCCAAGGUGGGACCCAGGAGGCCUGCCAGGAACCGUGGGCAAGGCCGACCUCGGCCACCCAAGAGGGCAACCUGAGGCCAAGCCUGGAUGGCAGAUGGAAUGCCCCAGAUUGGGGCCCGAGAGAUGCUGUGCUGGGCUCCCCUCCUGGGCCUCCAGGCGCAGCCCUCGGUUUCCUUUCAUAAAGGAGAGCUGCUUUUCCACCUUCCCCUCUAAUAAACUCAUUUCUCAUGAGGCUGA
Messenger RNA from Dama dama (fallow deer), 1649 nucleotides. RefSeq names its product peter pan homolog (gene PPAN). NCBI's taxonomy places the organism in Eukaryota, Metazoa, Chordata, Mammalia, Artiodactyla, Cervidae. The transcript has 12 exons. Gene Ontology annotation, biological process: rRNA processing; ribosomal large subunit assembly. The coding region runs from base 78 to 1487 and encodes 469 amino acids. Gene Ontology annotation, cellular component: preribosome, large subunit precursor. The record is from RefSeq and is a predicted model, not a curated record. Gene Ontology annotation, molecular function: rRNA binding.